Molecule: messenger RNA, 650 nt
Organism: Saprolegnia diclina VS20
Lineage: Eukaryota; Oomycota; Saprolegniomycetes; Saprolegniales; Saprolegniaceae
Exons: 2
Coding region: 103-609 (168 amino acids)
Source: RefSeq, a predicted model, not a curated record
UGUCGCUUAACGGCUCUGCAGGCAAACUUUGAGAUUGGCCAUUUGCAAACAAGCAACCGAAGAGAAGACGCCCCAAUAGUGCCACUCCUGAUACCUACGAUAAUGCCCACCAAGAAGCGCCGCAUUGACGAGACGUCGCUCGAACAGUACUCGGACGACUCAGACAACGGCGAGGUCGAAGACGACAGCAUUGCCGUGCUGUUCAAGUGGAACAUGACUGAAACGACAGCGUUCCUCGACGCUGUCAACAACCAAAUUGGUGCCGGCAACCAUCCCACCCCCGUCUGGAUGCGAGCGCAGCCCCACAUCUUCACCUUCAUCUCGUUCACCGACGAUUUGUUCGAGUACCUCAAGCCCAACGCUCCCGCCCACAGAGUGGCGCCGGUCUGGAUCGCACCCAACUCGCUUGAAGAUUACCACAACAUCGGCGUUCGUCUGCGCGAUGUUGAAUUCGAUCCGCUCAUCCAGGCGGCCAUGGCGGCGCUACCACCGGGCCAGUGCCUGGCCGAGGUAUUCCAUUUGUCGGAUAGAUCCUAUAAUGCCCGCCUGAUGGGCGGCCCAGGGGGCCGCAUCGCCCCACCGGCGCCGUUGCGCCGCGUAUUCGGCUAAAGCCGACAGUUAACAUGAUGGUCGUUUAUCGCCCAGAGCCG